UAAGGUGGUACAACGGCAGGAUCCGAAUGCCGGCAGUUCCGAACUCAACUUGGAGGUCUUUCGGCUGCAGCUUCGUGCGGAGGGAUGGGGAGGCUUGAAGGUCAAAGCGCUACUGCCUCUGCUGCCUCUACUGGUAUGCCCCUACCAACGCCGAAGAGUGAUACUGCACGACCAGGAUGCACGCAUGUCAACGUUGCGGACUACGAACGACGUGCAAAGGUUGUACUGCCGAAAGGAGAGUUUGACUACUUCGCAGGCGGUGCGAACGACAUGGUUACUCUCAGGGAGAACAGGGCUGCGUACAGGCGUCUACGGCUACGGCCUCGCGUGCUGAGAGACGUGUCUUCAGUCGACACCACACGCACGGUGCUUGGUGAACGCAUGGCGCAUCCCAUUGGAAUCUCGCCCACAGCUGAACAUCGCGCUGCCCAUGACGACGGUGAGUUGGCCACGGCGAGGGCUGCUGCCGGGACUUGUUCGAUGAUGGUGGUGAGCUCGUCGGCAACGACCGCCCUGGAGGAUGUGGCCACCGCCGGUGGUCCCAACAUGCAGCGCUGGUUUCAGCUUUCAUUGUCAUCGCGCAAGAACAGAACAGUGCUCGCCGGGCUCGUUAGGCGAGCCAUCGCGGCCGGGUACACCGCGCUUGUCGUUACCGUGGACCGCCCCGUGCUAGGCCGGAGGGAGGCGGAUCUGCGGAACUGCUACGAGUUGGCCCCUAGGCUUGCGGAGGGCCGAGUGGUAUCGGCAACGGGGGCACGCAUCGGUCGCCGUCCCGACGGAACCAUGGACUUGGGACAGGCGUCUGACGCUCGGCCUGAAGCAGGGAAGAGUCUGAACUGGGACGACGUUCACUGGCUGAGAACUAUCUGCGGGGACAUGAAGAUAGUGGUCAAGAGUGUGAUGACGAGGGAAGCGGCGGAGGAGGCACUGGCGCACGGAGUGGACGCGGUGUGGGUCUCUAAUCAUGGAGGGCGACAGCUAGACACCGUUCCGGCCACGAUUGAGAUCCUUCCAGAGGUGGUGCAAGCUGUGCGUGGACGUUGCGAAAUUUUUGUGGACGGAGGUAUCAGGCGGGGCACGGACGUGCUGAAAGCGCUUGCCCUGGGCGCAUCAGCUGUUUUUAUCGGCCGACCUGUCAUCUGGGGGCUAGCCCACAGUGGCGAGCAUGGAGUGACGGAUGUCAUCAACCUACUCAACGAAGAGCUCGUCCAAGCGAUGCGGCUCAUGGGCUGCAAAAAGCUUGGUGACAUCGAGCGAAGCAUGGUCGCACACCAAAGCUCCUACCACGCUAAGCUCUAG
This is a messenger RNA of Ectocarpus siliculosus, 1299 nucleotides long. NCBI's taxonomy places the organism in Eukaryota, Phaeophyceae, Ectocarpales, Ectocarpaceae. The record is from the annotation of a GenBank genome assembly.